Messenger RNA from Penicillium brevicompactum, 204 nucleotides. RefSeq lists its product as uncharacterized. The record is from RefSeq and is a predicted model, not a curated record. Bases 1 to 204 code for a protein of 67 amino acids. Lineage: Eukaryota; Fungi; Ascomycota; Eurotiomycetes; Eurotiales; Aspergillaceae. The transcript has a single exon.
AUGUGGAUCAAUAGACCACUCGAGGAACCCACCGUGCCCUUUUCUGAUGCAUCAAACCUGCAUCCCAAGUGUCGCGGCAUCCGGUAUUUUGAUUCCAUGGUAAAUGCGCAAUGCGACAAGGGCGUGAUCUUGGCCAAAAAGUGCUUGGGCAAUGGCCGUCUUCCGGCGCAAGUCCACCAAGAGGAAAAAGCGGAUGGGAACUAA